Molecule: messenger RNA, 1827 nt
Organism: Suillus clintonianus
Lineage: Eukaryota; Fungi; Basidiomycota; Agaricomycetes; Boletales; Suillaceae
Product: MFS polyamine transporter
Exons: 13
Coding region: 1-1827 (608 amino acids)
Biological process (GO): transmembrane transport
Molecular function (GO): transmembrane transporter activity
Source: RefSeq, a predicted model, not a curated record
AUGUCCGCCAUAAACCAACCCCCUGCGUCCGUGACUGGCACACUGACGCUAGAAGCCUCAGAUUCCUCUGUAUCUCUCACAUCGACUUUACAAGGCGAUCAUGCGCCAAAACUAGUUUAUCAUACUCAAGAACACAGUAAAUAUUUUCAGAAGCCCAGCGAGCUGGUUGUGGCAACGGAUGACUCUACAGAUGUUUUGAUCGUUGACUGGGACGGCCCAGAUGACCCACAAAAUCCUAAAAAUUGGAGCUUUAGACGCAAAUGGGUUACGACCGUAAUCGUUUCAUCGAUUACUUUCAUUAGUCCAAUUUCCUCCUCUAUGAUCGCGCCCGCUACUGGUCAGGUCGCUUCUACAUUCGGGAUAAGAAGCGACAUCGUACUUGCACUCACGACAUCUAUCUUUGUGCUUGCUUAUGCAAUGGGGCCUUUGGUUCUGGGUCCACUGAGCGAAAUUUAUGGCCGCUCACGCGUAUUGCAAUUGUCAAAUCUAUGGUAUCUUGCAUGGAAUCUUGGCUGUGGAUUCGCACAGACAGAGUACCAGCUUCUUGCAUUCCGAUUCCUCGCUGGCCUUGGAGGCAGCGCGCCCAUGUCGAUUGGCAGCGGCGUUAUAGGGGAUUGCUGGCGAGUAGAUGAACGAGGAAAAGCUCUUGCCAUUUACACUUUGGCUCCGUUAUUGGGCCCCGUCUUGGGACCUAUCACAGGCGCAUGGAUCGCUGAACGCUCGACCUGGAGAUGGGUUUUUUGGUCUACGUCCAUUGUGGAUGUAGCUAUUAUACUUCUUGCAUUCUUUGUACUUCAAGAGACUUAUGCGCCCUUCUUAUUGGAACAGAAAGCAGAGCGGAUUUGCAGGUCAAUGGACGCUGAAAAAGCCCCAUACAAAGACAUCCGCACUAUUUUCGAAGGUCAAGAUCGCUCCUGGCGGACAAUCAUGACUACAGCACUCAGUCGCCCAUUCCAGCUCUUUAUCCGCGAGCCGAUCAUGCAGAUUUUCGGCAUUUACAUGGCGUAUCUGUACGGGCUACUUUAUCUCUUUUUGACGACGAUACCGUCGAUCUUUCAGGGCGAAUACCAGCAGUCUGUUGGAAUAGCCGGCCUUCACUACAUUGCCCUUGGCGUAGGGUUGACUGGAGCAUCUCAACUAAAUGCGAAAACGAUGGACAAGAUCUACAUGUAUCUCAAGAAUAAACAUGGAGUUGGGAAGCCGGAGUUCAGAUUGCCUGCUAUGAUUCCAGGAUCUCUGCUACUUCCGAUAGGUUGCUUGAUCGUAGGGUGGACUACUCAAGCCCAUACUCAUUGGAUAGCUCCGGAUAUUGGUAUCGCACUUGUGGGAGCAGGCAUCAUUCUGAAUUUCCAGUGCAUCAUGGCCUAUGUCGUUGAUUGCUUCACGCUUCACGCCGCAUCUGCGGUCGCUGCUGUGGUCUGCCUGCGGUCACUAGCAGGCUUUGUAUUUCCCUUAUUUGCUCCAGCUAUGUACAGCACACUUGGGUUCGGAAAGGGUGAUACCGUCCUUGCAGUUGUGGCGAUCGUGAUAGGCUGUCCUGCGUACGUCCACUUUAUUCCUCUCAUCGCCCUCCCACUCUUACUAAUAGCUCCUGUAGACCUUGGAUAUUCUGGCAUUACGGGGAGCGGAUACGGAACAGCAGUCGAUAUGCGCGGCGUUGAAUCUCGAACUGUUCGCGAUCGCUGCAGGCAGCAAUGGUAUAUUUUCACUAUGUGUCCUGUUGCACGUAGCCGACAAACUCAGCAUACACUCUUACUAUUCCAACACGCUCCUCAGUUACACAGCACACUCCUUCUCGCAUUUCCUCAGUCUUCUAUCUUGGGCUGA